AUGUCAAAACUAAUUGAUUGGUUUCGUGAAUACUGCGAAAAGACCACGGCUCAUGGAAUGCGGUAUUUUGUGAUGAAGCACAGAUCGCAAAUAGAAAAGUUUGUAGAAAUGAAAAGUUAAACAAAAUUAACGAAAUUUCAGUUCGAAAUAAUGAUCUGAUGUUUAAAAAUCAAACACUUAAAAAAUAAUUACAUUUUUUUUUUUAAGCUAUAUGAUGAGUAAUAUAAUAUUAACAAUAUAAUAAAGUUAAUAAAAUUGUAAAAAAAAUAUGUACAAAGUAAACUUACGUAAACUUACAAAAAUAAAACAAAUACAACAUUUUACAAUUAAAUUGAAUUUGAAAUUUGAACUAUUAUUUAACUAGUGCGGGUUUGAAAUAAUAUUUGAAUAAGUUCGGUUCGACCUUAAUAAUCAGAAUCAAAUACAUCACUAUGUGAAUAAGUUUGCAUAUUUAUUAAAACCUGAUAUUUAUUUUAAAAUAAAUUGUAUAUUGACAAUCAUGAAGUGAACUGGAAUACUAAUUUUGUUGAAAAAUGUAUAUAUUUUCCUUUGUAUAAUAUUAUGUUUUCAAUUUUUUGCCCUCAGUUUUAAAUUGCAAGUAUCUAGUUUUAUUGUUUUGCCUAUAUGUACAACAUAUACAAUACGCAUAACACAUAUAUUUAUAUUUAGUUUUUUUUUUAUUAUUGUUUUCAAUGACACGUUAUUAUUAUUAGUUCAUUAGUUCUAACAUUUUUUACCGUUAUCAAUAUAAUAUGUUAUAGGUAAUUUAUUUAUCAUAAUUUUUUAUUAGGUUUUUGUUGAUUUAUUAAUAUUCUGGUAGAUACGUUAUUUGAAGUAAAAAUUUGAUAAAUUCUUAAUGUAUUACAAAUUACGAUUAUUGUAGAUUGUAAAAAUAUAGAAUUUAGACUUUUUAACGAUAUUUGAAAUAGUUAUAAGUAUACUUUUUCAAUAUUUCAAUUGGAUUCGAUUGGAUAUUUCCAUGAUUGUUGCAUCCAAAUCUUUAAUAAUAAAUAACAAUUAUGGUCUCCAAUAUAACGUGAUAAAACCUUUGUCAUUUUCAACGGAAAUAAAAUUAACAGUAAUAAUAUGUAUUAUGUAUACGGCAAUCAUAUAGGAUUUUCAAAUUAUGCAUUAUAUUUUUGAGAAUAUAAGUAUGAAGUACCAAAGCUCCUUUGCUCUCAUCACUGUAACGCACAUUAACACAUAAAAUAAAUGUAAUAUUUCAGAGUGUAUUGGAUAGUGGUAUUGAACUGCAUGAUAUUGGCUGCGUUUUAUGUUUUGAUAUUAUUAUCUAAUAUUUGGAUUAAUAAUCCUGUGGUAUAUUUCAUCGAAAACACGGAAUCGGAAAUUAAAGAGUUACCUUUUCCGUCGUUUAGAGUUUGUCCAGUGAACCAAGUGCGAAAACGGGUUUUGGGAAGCGAUGGAACCACUAACAGUUCGUAUGGGUAAGUUAUAGGUUUGAAUAAACUAUUUAGGUACUUUCCCCUUGUAUGAUCCAGCCAAAGGAUACCAUAUGCCACAUUAAUAUUCACUACAGAGACGUAUAAUAAACAUGACAAUUAUAUGUAACAAUAAAAAUUAACGUUUAUACAUAAUUUCGGCUUCUUGCAUUAUAUAAUAUUUGAUUGUGUUGUUCGAUACAUCCACAUAGGAUUUAGAUUUGAAAUUUCAAAAGCUUCUACAAGAAACCAGGAGUUAAAUAUGCAUUCACAAAAAUAAUAAUACUGUAAAAGAUAUUGUACGAUACUGUAAUUUAUAGCGCCAAUAAUUUAUAUAAAAUACAUACCUAUAACAGUAAAACGGUGUAACUACUAUUAAAACACUCUAUUUUAUUCAGGGAGGAUCUUGACAAAUUUAUGUCUUUAAUCUGUUCUUCGAACACUUACACCGCGUCCGCAAUGAAGCAACACUCAAUGGAAUACGUUGACUACGAUGUAUUCAAAAAAUGGGUGAUUGUGAGUAUUUAAAUAGGUACAUUCAAUUGCUAUUUAUUUUAACAGCGAAACAAAAGUUCAAACACAAUAAAUUAGUGAUAAUUUACUGUGUAAUUUAUUGAACUGUACUCUAAUACUUGCAUUAAUACUUCAUAUUCGAUUACGUUGUAAUCGGCAAUAAUUUUAUUAAAACAGGAUUAUUCUGUAAGCUGUCCAGAAACGUUUCAAUCUCAUGUUAAUUGGCAAAAUACUACGAUUCCGAAUAUUUGUGAUUUUGUUCAACCGUCACUGAUCAUAACUGGAAUAUGUUUUACACUUAAUACGAUUCCGAUGUAUCAAAUGGUUCACGAAGAAUAUUAUCAGAGGUAAAAUGAAUACAAUUUUAAAACAUUCCCUUUUUACUUUUAAGUUUAAAAUAUAACGACACUAUUGGUUAGGUUAGGAUAUAGGAAUUGCUCAACCAAAUAAAAAUGCUUGAAAAUUUAACACGAGGUACGCUACUAGUUAACUACUCAUUUAAUGUUCAAAAUAAAAAAAAAAAUUCAAAUAUCUAGAUUCAGAUAGAAAUUUAUUGUUCUUCGCUUAAUAAUAUCAUCUUAAUUAAAAAUAUUAAAUACGUUUUCCGUUCUAUUUUUAAAGCUUAACGACUAUGGGACUUUACUGAUUUUACCCCAUGUUUUUGUUUUUGUCUUAUAUCGUUCAUAUCCUGUGUAAUUGUCGAAAUACAAUAAUUUCCAUUAAAAUUUCAAUAAUAAUAAUUAUAGUAAAAUAUUAGUUGUGUAAUCGCUAUUUUUUGUAAGUGUUAGGUUAAGUUAGGUAUAUUAUAUACAGUUGUAUGAAAAAUAAAAUUCACGUGCACUGACUUGUCACUGUUGAUUUGAAUUUUCCAACGUCUCGUCCAAUUAAAGAUAUUGUUGGUUGAGUUCUGUAAGUUUUAGUCACAGUCAGCUAGUUCUUAAUAGUUGUUAAAAUUUCCGCAUCGUCAGCAAACACACCGGUUAUUCAUGCAUUGUUGGUAUCCCUACCAACAACGGCUGUGUAGAGUAAGUAUGAAUAGGUCGUAGGACGUAACUUUUUAUUCCAGCCUAAAUAUUUUUCAAAUUUAUUAUCGUUUCGUCGAGCAAUACUCGAAACUGUCAUUCGAUCAAAUAGGAUUCAAGAAAUGCGAAUCAAGUGUGUGGUCAUUGUUUUCGUAAUUUUAUGAGUAGUCCUUUAUGGCAAACUUGGUCAAGAGAUUGGACCACAUUUAUAAAUACUUUGCAGCAAUACUUUUUUUCCAGCGCCUUGCUAAUCACGCUUGUGACGUAAUAAACAUUGUUAAUAAUUGAAUGUUUGAUUCGGAAUCAGGUAUUAGGUGUUUUUCUUCUAUUAGUGGUUUUAAUCACCUAAGAAGAAGCUUUUUAAAGAACUUUAACAUGCUUCGUAAAAGUGAUAUUGUUGUGUAUGAAUUAGUUCGCAUAGCUAAGUCAACCUGGUUUCAAUAGCAUAAUUCCUUGUGCCUUUUUCUACUGCUUUGGGACAUAUUUCUACAAAUAGAAUGGUAUUGUAUAUAUAUGAGUAAAAAAAAAUAAUAACCUUCUUUGGCAGUUUUUUAAAAUAUACGUAGAUUGAUAUCGGCGACCCGGUCGUUUUGUUGUGUUCGUAUUAGUGUCGAUUUCAUGAGCAACUUCUAGAGGUGGGAAGUAUUGUAAUUUUUUUAUUUUUACAUCAAGUGGUUGGAAUUGUACCAUAUCGAACUUGGAAACGAUAUUAUUCGGUUGAUAAACACGCUUAAGGUGUUUAGCAAUCAUAAAUAAUAUGUUAAAAAUCAAAAAGAAAGUCAGAUUUGAUUGAUAUAUUAUUAUUUAUCUCAGGACAAAAAUACCUGCUACCGAUACUCGAUAGUGAUUAUUACGGCACUAGGAAUAAAUAUUUCACGAAAUUGUACUGUAUUAUAUUAUCAGGUACUUGGAAUUUUUUUCGGAAAUAAAUACAUUCACGGACACUAGAAUUUCAAAGUGGAAUUUAGACGAAGGAUACUCGAUGUAUUCAGGCAAGGACGAUUUAGUGUCAAAUCAUUACCUUGUGAUACCUGCUCGGACCAGCGGAGCAAGCUACUACCAUCGAUUUAGAAUGGUAUUAUACUCGUUACAGAAAGAUGAAAUACAGAGUUGUCCUAACACUGAUCUGGCCGACGGUAGUUUUUUGGUGCGUAUUUUGUUUUUACCAUAUAGAUAAGUGUCGUUUGAAUGAUUGCAAUGCGUUGUGUUGAGGAAAUGGUGGCUGCCAAGAAAGUAUCUAUAAAAAAAAAAAGGAAAAAGGCAACGGUCCACAAAAUAUAAACAAUAUUUUUUUUAAUUCUGAGCGAAACGUGGGAUAAAUUGGUUUCUAACCUAACCUAUUUAACUUAUUUGGUUUCAUGUGGUCGUAAUUUUUUUUGUUCAAAAAAAUUGUCAAUAAUUUACAUCAGAUUUAUAAUAAGUUUUAAUGAGUGUUAAAAAAAAUAUUUCUCGCAUUGUUGAUUUUUUUUUUUUAUGAGUAAAAAUCCAAGCAUUUCAAAAUAUAUUUUAACCAAAUUUCGCUUAGAAUAUUCUUUUGCUAACAAUAAUUUUUCGUUAUAACCUAAAUCUCUCUCUUUCUUUAAACAUAGAUAUAUUAUUAACUUUCUUCUUACAACUGCAAUACCACACUUAUCAGCUCUUGUCUUUUUUGGUUUUAUUAGAUUACAUUAGCUAAUCCGAUGGAAUAUUCUUCAAUUAACGUUAGAUCAUUUAUCCUACCGGACACAUACACACGAAUACAAGUUACUCCGUUCGUGAAGAAAAUGAAUUGGUGUUUAAAGUGGCGAUCACUGGAAACCAGAAAAUGUUAUUUGCAAAACGAGAGAAAGUUGUCAAUAUUCAAAAUGUAUACCGAAAGUAAUUGUAAUUACGAAUGUAUGAUCAACGAAACCAUUUCCAUGUGUGGCUGUAUUUUGUUCGAGGCAGCUUGUAAGUUUAUAUUAUUAUUUAUUUAAUUUUUACUUUUAUUGUACAAACAAAAAUAAACUAUAUUUUUGUAUUUUCUAAUAGAUUUAACAAAAGGCGUGAAAUUAUGCGGUCCUGCGAAAAAAGAUUGCAUACUCAGAGCUAUACGUAAUAAUAGAUUUUUACAUUUUUAA
Messenger RNA from Cinara cedri, 5073 nucleotides. The record is from the annotation of a GenBank genome assembly. Lineage: Eukaryota; Metazoa; Arthropoda; Insecta; Hemiptera; Aphididae.